AUGGCCGAUGAACCCGCGGCUCAGUUCUGCAGCGACAGCGAGGACUUGUUCGGGGACUACGACAGUCUCCUGGAGGACAGCUCUCUACUCGCCAGGCUGGACGUCGCAGAGCAAAUCGAAAGGCAGCGGUCGGCCGCCGGGCCGCCGACCUCAGGCUUCACCUCCCUGCGGCCGCCGGACGACGCCGCGCACCAACCGCCGAGUGAAGACGUCCUCACGGACUCCAUCUUGGACGUCCUGGGAGACGAACCCUUUGGGGACUCACCGCAGCACGACUUACCGGCGAGCCAGCGUCAGUUUCACCAACGCAGACCGCACGACGGAGACCAUAAAACCUCCACGCCGCUCAGACGCCUGGGGGCCGAAAGACACCCGGCCAAAAGACGCCCGGCUGAAAGACACCCGGCUGAAAGACACCCGGCUGAAAGACACCCGGCUGAAAGACACCCAGAGGCUGAAAGACGCCCGGAGGCUGAAAGACGCCCGGAGGCUGAAAGACACCCGGCUGAAAGACACCCGGCUGAAAGACACCCAGAGGCUGAAAGACGCCCGGAGGCUGAAAGACGCCCGGAGGCUGAAAGACACCCGGCUGAAAGACACCCGGCUGAAAGACACCCGGCUGAAAGACACCCGGCUGAAAGAUGCCCGGAGGCUGAAAGAUGCCCAGAGGCUGAAAGAUGCCCAGAGGCUGAAAGAUGCCCAGAGGCUGAAAGACGCCCGGAGGCUGAAAGACGCCCGGAGGCCGAAAGACACCCAGAGGCCGGAGGACACCCUGAGGCUGAAAGGCACCCGGAGGCUGGAGGACACCCGGAGGCUGGAGGACACCCGGAGGCUGGAGGACACCCGGAGGACAACAGGCGGAGGCAGACCAAGACGAGGAGGAGCAUGGCGGAGCAGCUGAAGAGGACGAUGCUCUGCAACGCAGCCGCUCCGUCCUCCGUCUCACGCACCGCCGAGAGGAAGGACGCCGUGGUCUCCGAGGAGAUCAGCAUCGCCAUGCAAGCCAUGGAGACGCUGUCCGCCGAGACCACGGACCUCGGGCCGUUCUUCGGACUCCCCACUAGAGUCAAAGACCUGAUCUUCAACCUGAGAGGAAUCGAGAAGUUAUACGACUGGCAGGAGACGUGUCUGAACCUGGACUGUGUCCAGCGGAGGGACAACCUGAUCUACUCCCUCCCCACCAGCGGGGGGAAGACCCUGGUAGCCGAGAUCCUGGUCCUCAGGGAGCUGCUGUGCAGGAAGAAGGACUGUCUGCUCAUCCUGCCGUACGUGUCCCUGGUGCAGGAGAAGGUACCGAGGAGGGACGUGGGAAGGCAAAAUGGGACGCUGCUGUCUUU
Molecule: messenger RNA, 1337 nt
Organism: Etheostoma spectabile (orangethroat darter)
Lineage: Eukaryota; Metazoa; Chordata; Actinopteri; Perciformes; Percidae
Gene: helq
Product: helicase, POLQ like
Exons: 4
Source: RefSeq, a predicted model, not a curated record